AUGAAGAGCAAAACUCUUCUAUUAUUUCUUUUGUUUCUUUUUUUCAGGCUUAUCCCAUGUGUAGCUUCGCUGACUUCUUUAAACAACUCAAAAACGGACGAUCAAUCAAUAGUAAAACAAUGGUGGGGCGAAUGGGAUGAGUUUAAUAUAGAGUACCGUAACGGCGAUUUGUGGACAUAUGACAAAACAAAUGAUUACCGUGGGUGGUACAUGGACUUAACAAUCACAUCCAAAGACUCAGAAAAUUUUAUCAUCACAAAUGAGUGUUGCGGCAAAGAUCGUAACAACCGGUCAAACAACUUUUUCACGUUCCACAACACUUACACGCCCUAUUACUACAAAAAUUUCGAUUUUUCGAAUGUGAUUGAAACAGACAAAGGAAGAGAGACACUUAAUAUGACAUUUCUCACAACAGUCAAAGGAGUGACGCACUACUACUUCACCACCGGUGAGAUGCUUGAUGGAUCGACCUUCAAUUUUGGAGGUCGGUCUGUGAUUCCAGCCGGGUCUGCUUUACAAUUUGAUGUCUAUGCCAAAAAGAUGUAUAUUCAUGUCAUAGAAGGAUACUACGAAAUCAUUCAAUUGGGAUUGAGAAUCACCCCAAUACCCCUAAUCAUCGUGUAUGGAAAUUCAACAGUAAGACCCGUCUUAUAUAACGAUUUUGAAGGCGUUCUUUAUUUCUUUGCUUUUGGUGAUGAGUUACCAGAAACAGGAGAUGUGAUAUCCAGUAUUAAUAACCCCAAACGCUUGUACUCGACAUAUAAAAUUUGUAACAUUGAACGUCGUGCUCGUGUUGUCAUAGCACAAAGUGGACAAAAUCUUAUAGAAGAUUGUACGUGCACGUACUCAAAUUUCGAGUAUUUAAAUUCUUAUGUGGAUUGUUAUGAAUUGAGUAAGUAUCGGAUUUUUAAUAUCUCAGCUUCACAAGACUCUUUGCCCGACCAACAAGACUGGAACUCUUUUGUAAUCAACGAAGACGUUUCAUUGACUCUUCCUAAAACAAAUCACCUCAAUUUCUAUGGCGACCAAACGCUUCCACAACACUCAUUUUACUUCUCCGGUGCAAUCAAUUUCCAAAAAAUUAUUAUACAAAAGUCCACAGCAUACUACGACUUGGGAACUUUUACUUUGUCAGCUGUCACCAUAUCAAGUGACGUUGAUAACGACGCUGUACUCUUUCGAGGCAUUGCGCGCGAUAGUGAUCACAUCGCGUCUCUUGGGAUCUCAGAAGAAAAAUGUGGAGACAAGACCCACCGAUUUGUACAACAGACCUCGAACAUUGGGUGUAAUUGCACACAAUAUAGUGACGGUUCUUUUAUUCAAUUUGACUGCGACGAUGCAACGAAACGGCCACAAGACAAUUUACUCAAUUUGAAUUUGACGUAUAGCUAUGAUGGUGGCAAUCAGAGGAGGUAUUGGGGUUCAAUAUUUUCUGUCCUUUCAUCAUCGUCAUCAAAUCCUGAAGAGGAACUUGCCAUUUCAGGUUCAGAAAUAUUUGUCACAAAUUUAUGUGAUUUUAAUGGCACCCAUAACUUGAGAAUCAAAGGUUCGUUGAUGUGCAGUGAGUUGAUUAUAGGAGGAGAAACCCAUAUAGUCGUGGACGAGGGUGCGACACUGAGUUUCAACAAACUGACUAUUAUUGGCGAAAUACCCGAUAAUUUGAAUAAAAAGGCUCUCAUUGAAGUGAAAGGCACGUUAGGUAUUACUUCUGCAAUAUCAGUGGACUUCGACGCAGUUACUUCAAAUAAUUGUUUUGAAUUUGCAACAUCAGACUAUCAAUUUGAUAUCAGUCUCAACUCGUUGAAAACGCUCACAAGAGGAAUUUUCGUUUAUAACAAACUCCUUAGAAUCUGUAAAUUGGAUACUAUUAAUACAAAUGUUGACUGUGAAAUCAAAGACAAUCAAUAUGGCAAGUUCGAGUUUCAACAGUGUCCAUGUUCUUCUAGUGACAAAAAUACUUUUAAUUGUAAUGUGUUCACUAAUAACAACCAAAUCGAUUUUUCCAAAAAUCAACAAUUAACAGGAGCAACACUUGUCGUUAAAAAGGAUAUCACAAUACUCAACAUCAAGUCAAUUGAACGUUUGAGUACAAGUGGAGAUAUAACUCUCGAGAUUCAAAGCGCGAGUUCUGCUACAAUUGAAAAUAUGGUAUUUAAUGACGUAAGUCCUCUUAUUGUCUCAAAGUGUGAUUUGGAAGUAUAUGACACUGUUGGAUUCAAAUAUAAACCAUCGCAAAAAUUGACAUUUUCAAGUGAGUCAACCAUCAUAGCAGACUUAUACGAAGAACCGACGUCAUCUCUUGUACUGAGCGCAUCGGUAAAGAGUCUUUCGUUAAAAGCACUCUCACAAUCACAGAAUAAGACAACACCACUCUUCUCAAUGAAAUCCACCUCAGAUGUUUUAACUGUGAUGUUACUCCCAACAACUUCUAAUGUCGAUAGAAUUAUUUUAAAACGACUUUCCAGAGAAAUUGAAAUAACCCCAUCAAAGAAGUCGGAGUAUUUGUUCGAGUGCAGUGGACAAGCACUCAUCGUGUAUAACAAUCCAUCAUCCCCCUCUUCCUGUGCAACUUUGGGGUUGUUGUAUCGUUCGUGUUUUGCAUGUGGUUCUGGGUGUUAUAAUAACGAAGAAGCUUUGAGAGACUACUCUUGCCCAUGUUUACAGACAGAGAGUCAGUGUGUUAUUCAAUUGGAUGGUAAUCAAUUUGACCCAACGAACGACCUUACUUAUCUGGUCACACAAGACACUUCCUUCGUCUCGACGACCUAUUUACGAAAUUUCAAAAUUGUUUCUUCGACAAACCAAAAUGUUAUAACAAUCAACGGAUGGAACAUGUUUGUCAGAGUUCUUGGUCUUGAAGGGUUGAAGAUUACUGUGGCCAACGGAAAGUACGACACACUUUCCGUACAAGGUCGCUUUGGGUUUGUUAUACCAUCAAACACAUUUACAAACAAGUUAAAAAGUGCUUCAAAUCACACGAAAAGUACUUUCAAAAGUGAAGACUACGUGACGUUCACAAUUUCAUCAAAAGAGUAUUGCACCGACGUGUUGAUUGGCGGUUCGAUACAGUGUAUUCGGUGUGGUAAUACUUCACCAAACUCAAAUGGUCUUUGCAACCAACGAGGUCUUAAAGACAAUUGUAACAAGUAUGACACUGAUGGAUAUUGUUCCGAAUGUGAUGAAGGGUUCUAUCUUAAAGGUGACAAAUUCACUAACAUUCUCUGUGCGACGUGUGCAAGUGUUGAUGCAAAUAACUGUCUGAAGUGCACAAGUCGGGGAAAGUGUUUGUUGUGUAAAGAUGGUUAUAGACUCACCAAUAACAAGUGUGAAGCUGUAGUCAAUUGUGCUGGGUAUGUUUUGGGUGCGUGUCGUAUGUGUUCCGAGGGGACUUAUUUAUCUGCUGGUGAAUGUGGCGAGAAUUGUAACACUGAUUGUUCAGUUUGCUCAAGUUCGACGAGUUGCCAAGUUUGUGACGCAGAAAGUAAAUAUUUUAUAAAAAGCGAUUUGACGACAUGUAAGACGGAUAGCAACGCCAUUACAGUUGGCUAUAAUAAUGUACUUUCUUGUAUAAAUGGAUUUGUAGUUACCAAUGGAACAUGUCAAUCGUGUACACCAAAUUGUGAGAUGUGUGUGCGUGAUCAAUGUAUAAAGUGUGCUGGAGGGUUUUCUUUGGUGUCUGGUGUCUGUCAAACUGUUUCCAAAUGUUUACUUGUGAGUGAGUCGAAAUGCAAACGGUGUGAUAUAAAUUAUUAUGUUACAUCAAGUGGUUCUUGUGGGCUUUGUAGCAAUAUCAAUUGUAUUCAUUGUCGUGAUAACACGAGUAAUUCAUGUGAGCUCUGUUCAGACACAACGAGUCUGCUCAAUGGAGAUUGUUUUACGAUCAGUGAGGAUGUAUUCCCCCAUUGUUCAUUUUUCAAGAAUGGGGAAUGUCAGUCUUGUGAUGUUGGGUACGUUUUGAUCAAAGACGAGUGUAAACCCUGUACGUAUCCGUGUCUUUCGUGUUAUGGAACACAAACAAACUGUCUUUCAUGCGACAGUACGCACUUUUUACAAAACACGAGUAGUGUCACAAACAUCUGUUAUGAUCUUUCCAUCUUAAAAGAGACGUGCAAAGUACCAAUAGGGCAGAUGGGGUGUGCUGUUUGUAAAGAUAGUUAUUAUGUUGAGAACAAUGUUUGCAAGGAUUGUACCGCAAAUUGCAUACAGUGUCACUUUAACACCUCAUGUGAGAAAUGUGAUGAGAACUAUUUCUUGUAUCAAAACGAUUGUAAGUCGUAUGAAGAGUUGACAAAUUGUGAAUUAAAAACCAAUAUUGGCUGUGCCAAGUGCACUGAUGGUUAUUUCGUGCAGAAUCAAUUUUGUACUCCAUGUCAUUUAAAAACAGACAAUUGUGCUACGUGUGGGUCUGGGAGUUGUGAUAGUUGUGAGACUGAUUAUAUUCUCACAUUAAAGCAUUGUGUCUAUUUGAAAGACGUUUCUCAAUGUUUAGAAGUGACGAGUUCGAAGUGUACGCGAUGCUCGUUUUGGUAUUCUGUGUCGGACACGGGGUUGUACUGUGAAAAGGCUGUUGUAUGGUGGGUUAUUCUCUUAAUAGUUCUCUUCUGUGUCCUUUUCAUCGCUCUUUUCGUUAUAUUAGUGAUGUUCUUAACGCUUUUUGUCAUGCGGAAGACAAUGAAGAACAAGCGUCCCGACAAUGUGAAUUAUUUCUACAUGCGAGAUACUGCCAUCCGUUUUGAGAGCAUUGGUCGUAGUUUCCUUGUUGUCGACAAGAAGGUUCUUCAGUUUGCGUUGACCAAUGACAAUGAAGUAGCUAUCCCCGUCGGUAAAGUUGCAGAAGAAAAGAUCUGCCUUGGCAACACUGGUAAAGAAAAGUUGAAAGUUCAGUUCACAACCAAAGAGGAUGACAUUGCCAAAUUUAUAUUAGAGAUAUAUCCUGAAAUGGCGGUCUUAAAAAGUGGAGAGGCGUGUGAAUUCCAAGUGAAACUGACCCCACAGUGUACCUGUAAGAUCAACGAGAAGCUUCAAAUAGUUUCCGUUGAUUUAAGAAAAGGUGUAAAUAACACGGACGAAAUAGUAAUAGAGACGGAGACACAGAUGUCGACUCGACUUGAUUAUGACGAGCUGAUACUUGAUAAGCAAAUAGGUGAAGGAAGUUUUGGGACAGUCUAUAAAGGGAUGUUCAGAAACAAUCCCGUUGCUAUUAAAAUUAUGAAAAUCCCCGAUGAUACUGACGCAAUGGAAGAAUUUGAGAAGGAAGUUGCGAUGUUAGACAAAUUCCGGAGUGACUUUGUCGUCCAUUUUUAUGGCGCUGUGUUUAUUCCAACAAAGACGUGUAUGGUCACUGAAUUUGCGAAAUAUGGGAGUUUGAUGGCGAUGUUUACAAAGAAAAAGAAACUUGAUUAUUAUCUGCGAGUGAAGUUGAUGAUUGACUCUGCAAAGGGAAUACAAUACUUACACACCAAUGGUAUAAUGCAUCGAGACAUUAAGUCGGACAAUAUCUUAGUGUUUUCUGUCGAUAAAGGGAUUCUUGUGAAUGGCAAGUUGACUGACUUUGGUUCAUCGCGGAAUAUCAAUAUGAUGCGAAGUAACAUGACCUUCACAAAAGGUAUUGGAACGCCUAUGUACAUGAGUCCUGAAAUCUUGGAUCAGUCCAAAUACAGUGAGAAAGCAGACAUCUUCUCGUUUUCCAUAGUCAUGUUUGAGAUCUUCCAUUGGGGAAAUCCAUAUUCAAAAGAUAAGUUCCCAUUCCCUUGGAAUAUCGCAGAGUUUAUCUCACAAAACAAACGAUUAAGUAAACCAUCAGACAUGCCAGAUUGGCUUUUCGAUUUGAUCGCAGCCUCAUGGGAUCAAAAUCCUUCGCAACGGCCACACAUCAAUUCGAUUGUUAAUACCCUUCAGGAUAACUUGCCUGACUGGACUAAGAAUAAAUAA
Molecule: messenger RNA, 5931 nt
Organism: Entamoeba invadens IP1
Lineage: Eukaryota; Evosea; Mastigamoebida; Endamoebidae
Product: protein serine/threonine kinase, putative
Exons: 2
Coding region: 1-5931 (1976 amino acids)
Biological process (GO): protein phosphorylation
Molecular function (GO): ATP binding; protein kinase activity
Source: RefSeq, a predicted model, not a curated record